AACAGUUGGCUUCCAGCUUUUCUCUCUCUCUCUUUCUCCCUGCUCCAUACUAUGGCUAACCUAAGCCCUGCAAAGAAUCACUCAAAGUGGUUUCCCAGCAAAGCCCUCAUGAAACUAAGCCUCCACCGCUUGCGAUGGCCAAAGAAGCCGGCACCGGCCAUAGAACAAUCCCAAGACUGCUUUCGGGAAAUGUUUCGUCGCUUCGACUCUGAUGGCGAUGGACGCAUAUCCAGUGAAGAGCUGCAAUCCUUUUUAGCAUGGGCCGGCGACCGUCUCUCGGCAAACGAGGCCGCCGUGCUUGUCCAAGAUCUUGAAACGGAUAAUGAUGGCCUCAUUGACUAUGAUGAAUUUGUUCGCCUUGUAGGAGGCGGUCAGCGACGAAACAUAGCUGAAAGGGACUACGAAGAAGACCUUCGGCGGGCAUUCAAGAUGUUUGAAGGGGAUGAUGGGUCAGGAUGCAUCACACCGAAUGGGUUGAAGAGGGUUUUGGGAAGGCUUGGGGAGAAGAGAACGGAGGAGGAGUGUGCUGCCAUGAUUAGGGUUUAUGACCUUGAUGGAAAUGGUGUACUUGACUAUCAUGAGUUUCACAGGAUGAUGAGUUAGGUGAUUGUUAGGGUUUUGGAGGAUUGGAGAGGCUUUUAAGUUUUGGUUAGUUAUUAGUGUGAUCUCAGCUCCUUUUCAUGGGAUUUGCAUGAGUGCAUGAUGUUAUGAAGAGUUUAAUUGGUGGUUGAUAAGUUUUUGUCUAUUUAGGUUGUCUUUUGUUACUAUGUAGGGCAUAUUGGUUUAAAUUUUUAUGUAUUGUGGAAGU
Messenger RNA from Phalaenopsis equestris, 808 nucleotides. Its product is annotated as probable calcium-binding protein CML41. Lineage: Eukaryota; Viridiplantae; Streptophyta; Magnoliopsida; Asparagales; Orchidaceae. The coding region runs from base 52 to 603 and encodes 183 amino acids. Gene Ontology annotation, molecular function: enzyme regulator activity; calcium ion binding. The transcript has a single exon. The record is from RefSeq and is a predicted model, not a curated record.